This is a messenger RNA of Fusarium verticillioides 7600, 360 nucleotides long. RefSeq lists its product as hypothetical. NCBI's taxonomy places the organism in Eukaryota, Fungi, Ascomycota, Sordariomycetes, Hypocreales, Nectriaceae. The transcript has 3 exons. Bases 1 to 360 code for a protein of 119 amino acids. The record is from RefSeq and is a predicted model, not a curated record.
AUGUCUCAACUGCAAGACAACGUGCAACCGAGGCCUCCUGUACUGUUCGCGAUGCGCGAAAAACCCUGCUUACUGCAAAUACGAGUUAUGCGGGUCUUUCGAGACAAGGCCCUCAACUCAUCUCAUCAGGGUCCAGGGCUCGACGACUUCUUAUCAACCAUUGCCAUCCUUGCUUACCGGUAUCGCACGUACGCCGAAGAAGUGUCCAAGGAGAGGCUGAAGACAACUGUCGACAUUCUCCUGCGGGAACGCGGCUGUACCCUCCAGGAUCUUCUCGAUGGAGUACUUGAAGACAAAGAGGCUGUAUGUGACUAUCCUCGCUAUGUUGCCCCUUCUACAGUCACAAUUGUUCCGUCGUAA